Molecule: messenger RNA, 3659 nt
Organism: Branchiostoma floridae (Florida lancelet)
Lineage: Eukaryota; Metazoa; Chordata; Leptocardii; Amphioxiformes; Branchiostomatidae
Product: MICOS complex subunit MIC60-like
Exons: 19
Coding region: 133-3114 (993 amino acids)
Biological process (GO): cristae formation
Cellular component (GO): MICOS complex
Source: RefSeq, a predicted model, not a curated record
UAUAAACAAAAAAUACCCCACCUAUUUGGGUGAUUCCAUUCUCCCUCCUUUCCGCCAUCUUGUGCGCUCGGGGUUGCAUGGAGGUUGUAUGAUUUUGCAGAGAGAUGAAGUGAUUCUGCUCUUUGACUGAAGAUGUGGAGAGCUUCUCGACGGGUGCCAAGCAGAAUAAAGUGCUUGGGCCAAGGUAGACCCACAAGCCGUGCACAACAACCCUGCAGGAACUAUGCAGAAGAAGGAGCGGACAAAUCAGCUAAGGCAGCACAAGCCAGGUUACAAGCUGUUGGAUCCCUCCCCACUGAAACCUCCAGUGGAGGUGUUGGUAGGACCAUACUAACUGCAACUUUGGCAGUAGGGGCUGGAGUGGGAGGGCUGACGGUGUACGCCAAGUCUAGCCCAGAAUUUCGAAAAACUCUUGAGGGAAAUAUUCCAUAUGCCAGGGAGUACCUGGGAGCCGUGCUGGAUCGUGGGCCCAAGAUGCCAGACCUCGGCCUUGGAGGAGUGGUGGAUAAAGCCAAAGACAUGGUUGGCAUGGGGAAGAAAAAGGAGGAACAACUAGGGUCUUUCCUGCCAAAGUUGUCCAAGUCAAAAGCUGAUGAAGAAGAGAAGCAGAGAAAAGCUGCUGCUGACACUGCUGCUCAAGCUAUAGCCUAUGGUGUCGACCAGCCCUAUCCGGCAGAAGCUAAAGUUUCCUCAUCCCCUCCACCAGUCAAGUACAUACCAACACAUGAAAAGGGCACAGGGAAGGAUGAGGAGUCACCAGCUAUUGCAGUCCCAGCAGCAGCAGAUCAUCGGCCCCUCCCCGUGGAAGAGUCUGAAGUAGCCACUCCAACAGACGACAAGCCUCGUGAAAUUCUAGCUGAGCCUAUAGCAUUUGGUGUUUCUGCCAUCAUGGGACGACCACAGUCUACACCAAAGAAACCUGUACCAGAACCCCCUCCAGCACAAUUACCAGACGAGAAACCCCCAGCUGCUGAAAAAAUGGAACAAUCCACAGCAGAAGCUGUUGCAUUUGCGGUUUCAGUCGGUACAGAUGAGCCCAUGCCGGUGGCAGCCAAAGAACCAUCUGCUGCCCACAAGGAGUCUGCCACUAAACGUCCAGCAAAGGAAAAGAAGCCGGUGGGAGUAGAGAAACCUGAAGCCACAGCUGCUGCUGCCAUUGCAGCCAGUAUGGAUGAGCCGUUGCCUCCAGAAUCUAAGAGUGAGCCAAAGGCCAAGAAGAAGGCAGAGGACAAACCUGCCACAAAGAAAAAGGCCCUGAAAGAGAAGGCUGAAGACACUGCAGCUGCAGCUGUAGCAGCUGGGAUGGACCUACCCAUACCUGCCAAGGCUAUGACCACGUCUGGAGAAGCAGUCACCGAUAAACAUGUUUCUAAGGAAGAAAAGUUGGUCGAAACUCCAGAAGACACUGCUGCUGCUGCUGUGGCAGCAGCCUUGGACCAGCCCUUUGCUACUGAGGCAAGAGAGACCCCUAUGAGAACUCCUGAGGAAGUGCAGGCAAAGCUCCUAGAGAAGGAGAUAGAUGAUCUUGCUGACAGGGCUGCCACACUAGCUAUCAUCCAGCAUGAGCUGCAGGACCUGAAGAGGACGGCCACCUCAGCUAUCCAUGCCCAGGAGGAGGCUGCUCACGCUACUAAGAUGCACUCUGAACAGAUCAAGCAUGCCAUGGAUGAGGACACGAGUGGUCCCCUGGGUAAAGAAGAACAGUGGCAGGCUGUGACAGGGGCCAAGGAGGCCCAGGUGGACGCUCUCAAACAGGCAGAGGCAACUGCUGCUGCUGCCAGAGAAAAUCUGGAGAAAGUGCGAGCUGUCAUCAAACAAGGCAAGUCUUCUCUGUCAGAGCCAGACCAGGAGAUCCUGUCAGCAGAGGAGGAGCUGGGAAAGCUGGCAUACGAGCUGGAGACUGCUGUGGGGAAGGUGUCCAAGGCCCAGGCAGAUGCCCAGGUGAUGCAAGAGUAUCAGGCUCUGGUGGAGCAGGGCAGGAAACAGUUCAAGAAAGAGCUGGAGAGCAUCAUGCCUGACGUCAAACUGGGGGGAUGGAGAGGCAAACUUUCGGAGGACGAGCUGAACUCGCUGAUCGCGCACGCCCACCGGCGUAUCGAGCAGCUGCAGAGCCAGCUGGCAGAACAGCAGCUGCUGGAGAAGUCUCGUAUGGACGACGCCCUCGCCAGGCAGCGCACAGAGGACGAGAAGGAGACGCUGGCUCUUCUGAGUAGGGAACUAGAACGGCAGAAACGUGAACUGGCACUGGCUCAGGAUCUCAGAAUUGCCCAGGCCAGGGACCAGUACGAGGCAGAGAUGCGUACCCAGCUGCGGCGGCAGGCAGGGGCUCACAGCGAGCACCUUCAGGACGUGCUGCGGGUCCAGGAGCAGGAGCUCAGCUCCAAGCACCAGGCGGAGAUGCACGACGCUCUCAUGGACGAGAGAGAUCGCUACCAGGUCAAACUGAACGAGGCCAUGGCCAGGCUCAGGGGCGUGGAGGCUGCCAUUGAGGGAAGAGCUGACAUCGAGAGAGAAGCUCGGAAAGCCCAAGAGCUGCUGAUUGCCUGUGAGACGUUAAAACGGCUCAUCAACACUGGCAACGAGGAGGCAGCAUCAUGGGAGGAACGGCGCAUCCCCCUCUCCAGGGAAGUCAACACAGUCAAGGAGGCAGCAGGAGACAGCAAGUUCUUCCAAACCCUCCUGGGCUCCGUGCCACAACAGGCCAUGGAGGCAGGCGUGUUUCCAGAGGACUCUCUACGACAGCGGUUCCUCCGCGUCAAAAGGGUCUGCCGCCGGGUGGCAAUGAUCGACGAAACGGGAGGCACCCUCUUCCAGUUCUUCGUGUCGUACCUCCAGUCCCUCCUGCUGGUGGAUGCUGGGAGGAGGUCGCUUCCUCCGGGGAAGGAAGUCGACCCAAAGAAAUUGGACACGUUCACGUUACUAUCUUAUGCAGAACAUAGCCUAGAAAAUGGAGAUUUAGAGCAAGCGGCAAGGUUUAUGAACCAGCUGAAAGGGGAGCCUCGGAAAGUGGCUUCUGAUUGGUUAGAAGAAGCCAGGCUUACGCUGGAAGCGAGGCAGGCUGCACAGGCUCUAGCCGCGGCUGCAGCUGCAGUUGGGCUAGGAAAUCUAGUUUGAUAACGAUAUAGGAGUAUUUGAGAUAGUAGAUGUACAAGAAGCAGUCCUGGAGACUUCAGUAUUCUUAAUGUCAGUUUUCUUCUGCAUGUGGGGCUAAUUUAUAUUGUACUUUGAAAACAUCAAGGUUUCGAUCAUUUUUAUGGUUACCCAUGUAUAAAAUUGGGUACAUACAUGUAUAGCCGUACCGAGGCUCAAUAAAAAGAUUCUGAAGACAGAGCAAAUAGAAUAUCCCAAAAUUUUUCUGAUGGAGUCUCUAGUACUACCUCUUGCCAUUUUAUUUCCUGUAUUUGAAGAGAGAUUUUGCUGCAAUAAGAAAAUUUCAAAACAUAUUUGUUUCCCUGCAUGUAAUGUCAUUGAGAUGCUUGCGAUGUGAAACGGAAUUUGACUGUGAGCUUUAAAUCAAAGAUUGCUAUGAAAGCUUUUUCAAGAAAAUAAAGGAUUGUCAGUUUGUUAUGACUUCAUAGUGGUACAUGGUAGGACAGGACCAAUAAUUACAAGUGACUUUCAUGUAAGCAAUGAUGACAUUAAAGAGUGAAGUCAGAUUA